AGAAACAACCUUGCUGGGGGUCGACCAAUGAAAGCAGAGAAUAUUGCUGGGCUGCUUGUGGACUGUGGAGGCUGUCAAAGAGGAAGCAUUAACUCUCAGUCAGUAGGUGGAGAUGUUCCGCAGUGUGCUGGGGAAGACGCUGGGGUUUGUGGGCUACACCAUCCAGUAUGGCUGCAUUGCAAACUGUGCCUUUGAAUUCAUCGGAGAAGUUGUUGUGUGUUCUGGUCCAUCCAUGCAGCCCACCAUUGUCAACCACGAUAUUGUUUUCUCUGAGCGGAUAAGUCGUCAUCUUUGCAAAAUAGAAAAGGGUGAUAUAAUAAUCGCAAAGUGUCCAUCUGACCCGAAUAUGAACAUCUGUAAAAGGGUGAUGGCACUUGAAGGUGACAAGGUCUGCGUAAGUGGCCCAUCAGAUCUCUUCAAGACCCACACAUAUGUUCCAAAAGGCUAUGUAUGGCUAGAAGGAGAUAACCUUAGGAAUUCCACUGACUCAAGGAACUAUGGCCCAAUUCCCUACGCCCUCAUCCGUGGGCGGGUUUGCUUAAAGGUAAAAGAGGAUGUGCACUGUAUGUUUUCAUGUAUAAAAUAUGUGUUUAAUUGCAGGAUCAGGAAGCUAUCUUAUCUCUCCUUUAACCCAUUGUUUCUCUCUCUCCUCUUCAUCUCCUACACAGCCCCUCAUAGUUUUGGGACCCUCAGUGAAAGCCCAAGUACUAAAUCUCAGAGUGACUCAGACUCUGAUUGACUCAAGUAUAUUGUUUUUACUGUAUGACACUUUUUUGAAUAAAACUUAUAUUUCAUUAAAAUGUUCUAUUUCAAA
Molecule: messenger RNA, 814 nt
Organism: Notolabrus celidotus (New Zealand spotty)
Lineage: Eukaryota; Metazoa; Chordata; Actinopteri; Labriformes; Labridae
Gene: immp1l
Product: inner mitochondrial membrane peptidase subunit 1
Exons: 6
Coding region: 113-739 (208 amino acids)
Cellular component (GO): mitochondrial inner membrane peptidase complex; membrane
Molecular function (GO): serine-type endopeptidase activity
Source: RefSeq, a predicted model, not a curated record